AUGGCUGAGGAUGUGGCUGAGGAUGUUCCUCAGUUGCCUGAAGAUGUUCCUCAGUUGCCUGAGGAUGUUCCUCAGUUGGCUGAGGAUGUGCCUGAUGCAUCUGAUGGUAGCCCAGAGAGGACAGGAGCCAUCGAUGGUGCUGAGUCUGAUCGAGUGGCUAGUGAUGGGACAACUGCUGAUGAUGAGGGGUUCCCUGGUGGGCCACGCAAUCCAUCUGUUUUGAUCGGAUUUGCUGAUCAUGUGGCACACAGCAUAUGGCGUGGACAGGAGCGACCCGAUCUCAAGUUGGUCUCCCAUGGUAGGAAAGUAGAUAAAUUUGGGAGACCGACUACGGCCACCGGAUUGGAUCCAUUAUUCAGGUGUUCUGUGAUCACCACUGAUCCUAGACUCAUAUCCGCCUUUGUUGAGAGGUGGCAUAGGGAGACGAGCAGCUUCCACCUCCCAGUAGGGGAGGUGACGAUCACUCUAGACGACGCUUUGUCGCUCCUGCACGUCCUGAUUACUGGCGCACUGCAUUCAUUCGGGCCACUGGCUACAUCUGACGCAGUUGCGUUGUUGACGGAGCUACUUCAGGUCACCCCAGACGAGGCUACAGCUGAGACACAUCAAGCAGGUGGGCCUCAUGUUCGGUUGUCCUGGCUUCGGGACAUGUACCAGAGUAGGUGCCGGGCUAGGCAGUGGGUUGCUGCAGCUCCGGCGUACCUACUUCAUUUGGGAGAGGCCGCUUUGGUACACUUGUACGAUCAGCUUAACGAGGCGUCGCAGGCCCCUACACGGCAGAUGGUUGGUUACAUUUCACUACUUCAGUGCUGGAUUUACAAGCACUUUCCAUCAGUCCACAGGUCUGUUGUUCACGAUGGUUAUGCUGAGGCUAGCCGAUGUGCCUGUAGGUGGUUUACGGGUAAGGCCCAGAUGACCGGCAUUAAGGGAGGCCCUUACAGAGCACGUAUUGAUGCCCUAACAAUCACUGACGUCUGUUGGAUGUCGUAUGUUGAGCAUCGGGAAGUUCGGGGCUAUGACUUGAUCUCCUCGUACAUGGGGCUAGUCAGAUGGGGUCCGAUCAUCGUCUACCUUCGACCAGAAAGGGUGGUUCGGCAGAUGGGGUACAUUCAAAUAGUUCCUCCGCCACCGGUUCGUGAUUCGUUGACAGGUACUGAUAUAGACGACCGGUGGGUACAGUUUUCAGAUCAUGUAGUGCCUACAGGGGAGCUUUGUGUAGUUCCUGGGCAGGUGGCCCCAAACUACAUGGAGUGGUUUUUUCAGAUUUCACACCCCUUUGUGACGCCGACGGAGGACACUGCUGAGCCUAGACCUGUGUCUCCCCUUCCCACUCCUGAUGAUGACUUCGUGGAGCCACCUGUCGCCCAGGUUCCAGUCACUUCAGAUCCCCCUGCGCAUUCUAUGGUUGAUUGCACAGCAUGUGUCAGGAUGGGAAGGAUUGCUGAGCAGUUGGAGCGCGUCAUCAACCUCAGGAUGGUGACUGCAGGGACUGACUUAUAUGAUAUCAUGGAUCUUUGCCUGAGGAUAGCUAGAGAUGACGACCCAGAUGACAUAUUUGUUUUUGUAUUUGUUAAAACACAUUGA
Molecule: messenger RNA, 1584 nt
Organism: Glycine soja
Lineage: Eukaryota; Viridiplantae; Streptophyta; Magnoliopsida; Fabales; Fabaceae
Product: protein MAIN-LIKE 1-like
Exons: 6
Coding region: 1-1584 (527 amino acids)
Biological process (GO): meristem maintenance; meristem development
Source: RefSeq, a predicted model, not a curated record